Molecule: messenger RNA, 1167 nt
Organism: Paramacrobiotus metropolitanus
Lineage: Eukaryota; Metazoa; Tardigrada; Eutardigrada; Parachela; Macrobiotidae
Exons: 4
Coding region: 364-927 (187 amino acids)
Source: RefSeq, a predicted model, not a curated record
UCUCACUUGGAAGUUGCUGUAAAGUCUAAAACCAGAACAAGUCAACGUUUUCAAAACUACUAAACCUUGACGAAUUGUUGCUUAUUAACUGCCAUCAGUGGGCGCUGUUAAUUCAGGAAUUCGUUUUAUUAGCCGGCUGUUGUAAGAAACCAGGAAGAGAUCGUUAAUCCGUUGGACGAAUUGUCCAGGUGUUUAAUAUUUUGUUUAUGAUAUGGCUGUUGUCGCUCUGGUUCUUUUUCCUGCCACUUGGAUUAUGUUCGGCAACGUAGUGUCAUGGCUUAUAGUUUAUUCGGCAAAGCCAGUUUCUUUAAAUUUAAUUUUAUGUGAGCCGCACGCAGCGGCUGCAUUUACCUCUCUCCACUCAUGACGAGAUGCUCUCCAAACUCGCACAGAAUCAGCGGGUCCUCAUGCAGCAGCGCCGUUGGCCGGCACGGUCAAAUUGUUAGCGGCAACGGGAUGAAAAAUUUGUCAACGGAAAAUAAUCAGCGGCUUGCAUCUGGGAACUCCGGCAACCGCGAUGGAGAUUUGCACUGUCCGUCAGAACAACUACCAAUCCCGAUCAUAGAUUCCACGGCGGAGUAUGCCGGAACACCGCACAAGACAAGUGUCCCCCACCGGCGCCCGGAAAUCGCGUGGAUCGGUAUCUGGGAGUGGCUGAUCGUGAACUGGCACGAUCAGCCACUCCCGCGGCAAAGUGACCGGCACCGAUGCCAACCGGCCCAACGAUGCCGUAGACAGCUUCCCCGUCUGCGCUGCAUCGACUGCGUUCCGGUUUCAGAACAGCAAUACGCCAACACCAAGCCACUCAACUACGAUAGUGUCGCUAGUGUUGCUGCUCGAAACAUUAUGCCCGCAUCUCCGGCAUCCACCGAAGCCGGGGCACGACUGGCCAUGAACAGCGGGACUGUGGGCCGGUUGCCCGAAUAAGAUUCACGAGUUUUUAAUUCCGGAAAAUAAACUCGUUGUAGCUGAAAUAAUUAUGUAAGUAUUGAAACUUGAUAUCGGAAGUCUGUUAGGCGCGAAUAUGAGUUUGCACUUUGCAGUACAUAACAAAGUGACGGUUUAUCCUUAUUGUAAAUGAUUUAGUGUGGAAAAUUUCGAUAACACCAUAUAACAGAAUUUCUUACAAAAGCUGACAAUUUCCGGUGGCAUUUGUCGUUAAAAGAA